GCGGCAGGCAGUAACGUGACGACAGCGGAGGAGACAGGUCGGAAUGUGGCUGUUGCAGCUACUGCUGGCUGUGGCCUUGCUCGGCCUCAAGACGACGCAUGGCGUCAUUCUCACGCCACCGUAUUUCAACUUGGCGGAAGGACGCCGCAUCUACGCGACUGCCACCUGCGGAGAGGAAAUUCAGGAACCGGAACUGUAUUGUAAGCUGGUGGGAGCUAACGCGGACCGAGAUGUAAACGUAAACCUUAUACAGGGGCAGGUGUGUGAUUACUGCGACCCCAGCCAACCCGACAAGACGCAUCCCGCACAGUUCGCAGUUGAUGGUGCUGAAACCUGGUGGCAAAGUCCUCCUCUGUCUCGCGGUGUGAAGUACAACGAGGUCAACCUUACCAUCGACCUGGGACAGGAGUUCCAUGUUGCCUAUGUGUUCAUCAAGAUGGCAAACUCACCUCGACCUGGUGUAUGGGUUUUGGAAAAGUCUGUUGACAAUGGAGUAACAUAUCAGCCAUGGCAAUACUUUGCUGACACACCAGGGGACUGUGCGACCUAUUUUGGACAAGAGAGCUUGCAGCCCAUCACUAGAGAUGAUUCAGUAGUAUGUGAGACACAGUACUCCAAGGUGGUGCCUCUGGAAGGUGGUGAGAUUGUAGUAUCCUUGCUGAACAAUCGUCCAUCAGCAAAUGAUUUCUUCAAUUCAACUGUGCUACAAGAAUGGACUAGGGCUACCAAUGUUCGUCUCCGUUUUCUACGAACAAAAACUUUGCUGGGGCACCUUAUGUCUGUAGCCCGUCAAGAUCCAACUGUAACCCGUAGAUAUUUCUAUUCCAUUAAAGACAUCAGCAUUGGUGGACGCUGCAUGUGCAAUGGCCACGCAGAUACAUGUGACAUCACAGAUCCCAAUGACCCAUACAAGCUGUUAUGCCGUUGUCAGCACCAUACCUGUGGUGGCAACUGUGAUACAUGCUGUCCUGGCUUCCAGCAGAAGGCAUGGAGGCAGUCACAGAGUUACCAACCUUUCGUAUGUGAACCUUGCAACUGUUUCGGACACACUGAGGAAUGCAUAUAUGACCCUGAGGUGGACAGGGAGCGGCGCUCGUUAGACAUCCAUGGUUACUAUGAGGGAGGUGGUGUAUGCCAGAACUGUCGAGACAACACGGAUGGCAUCAACUGUGACCGAUGCAAACCUGGUUACUAUCGUCCUUUUGGAAAGAACCUCAAUGAAACAGAUGUUUGUUAUCCUUGCCAGUGCAACUACUUUUACUCAACUGGGAACUGUGCAGAGGGCACGGGCCACUGUGAAUGUCGUGUCGAAUUCACUCCACCUAACUGUGACAGUUGCAGUUUUGGCUACUUUGGCUAUCCUGAAUGUCGACCUUGUGACUGUCACCCCAAUGGGACCAGGGGGUUUCACUGUGAAUCAAGUGGUGGGCAGUGCCCAUGCAAACCCAAUUAUUCUGGGAAGUUCUGCAACAAGUGUUAUGAUGGUUACUACAACUUCCCUGAAUGCCUGUCCUGUGACUGCAAUGAACAAGGGUCUCUGUCGAAUGUCUGUGAUGUUGAGUCAGGGCAGUGUUCAUGUAGGAGCAACUAUGGAGGGCGCACAUGUGACUUGUGUGGCAAUGGAUACUACAACUAUCCUGAAUGUCUGUACUGUAACUGCGAUGUGAGAGGAACACUACCUGGUGUUUGUAACAAGUCAACUGGCCAGUGUCUCUGCAAGGAAGGUUACAGUGGGGCACGAUGCGAUCAGUGUACUCCAGGUUACCAUGGUUACCCUGGUUGCAGGCCUUGCAACUGCAGUGAGGUUGGCAGUUCCUCCACUGUGUGUGAUGCUUCGGGCAAAUGUACCUGUUUGUACAACUUUGCUGGACGAACAUGUGACCAAUGCAGCCCUGGUUACUACCAGUAUCCUGAAUGUCUUCCCUGCAAGUGUGAGGACACAGGUUCAAUUGGAGUAUCGUGUGACAAUGAGGGCAGAUGUCAGUGCAAGGACAACUUUGAUGGGAACCGCUGUGAGAAGUGCCAGGAAGGCUUUUACAAUUACCCUAUCUGUGAAGAAUGCAAUUGUGACCCAGCUGGUGUACCUGCCACAUUUACGGGUUGUGGGACACUGCCACCAGGUGAACUUUGUAAAUGCAAAGACAGAGUGCAUGGACGAAUCUGCAAUGAAUGUCGUCCAUUGUUCUGGAAUUUGCAAGCCUCAAAUCCGGAUGGCUGUGAAGAGUGUGACUGUCACAUUCCUGGUGUGAUGGGUGGUCUUGGUGUAUGUGAUACUAAGACAGGACAGUGCUUUUGUAAACCUUUGGUGACUUCGCGACGUUGUGACACAUGCAGUCCUGGCACAUACAGCCUUGCUGAAAACAAUUUGUUUGGAUGCACUGACUGUGGGUGUGACAUUGGUGGUUCUGUCAACAACAUCUGUGACAAGGAAACUGGGCAGUGCACUUGCCGACCAAGGAUCACUGGACGGACAUGCAAGGAGCCAUUACAGGCACAUUACUUCCCCACCCUCUAUCAGUAUCAGUAUGAAGCUGAGAAUGGGCGCACUCCUGCCGGUACUUCAGCACGAUAUGGGUUUGACGAACAUGUCUUCAGAGGCUACUCCUGGAAAGGCUAUGCAGUAUUUUCCCAGCUUCAGAAUGAGAUAAUCCAGGAUGUAUACAUCUCAAAGCCAUCGUUAUAUCGCAUGGUGCUACGCUAUAAGAAUCCAAGCCCGGAACCAAUAGUGGGUGCCAUCACCAUCACACCUGACAAUCCUAAUGACAUAGAACAGAACUUCUUGGUGCAGUUCAAACCAUCCCGUGAGCCAGUCUUCACUACUGUGUCUGGUCCAUCGGGCAUCAUCCCGUCUCCUCUUGUCAUGAAUCCUGGCCAUUGGUCUGUCAGCAUAAAAAAUAAGAAGAGCUUAUUUCUGGAUUAUUUUGUGCUUCUGCCAGCUGCUUUCUACGAGGCAACAUUAUUAGUAGACCAAGUCUACACUCCAUGUGAAGUUGGCAAUAGAGAACUCUGUCGCCAUUUCAGCUAUCCGAAUUUGACACAGUUUGACAUGGUGCGUGGUGGGGGAGGGUAUCGCGUUGUGAAUGAGGAACGGAAACCACUGGAUGUGUACUUCAGAGAUGAGCAGCAUCUGCGAGAACUGAACACCAAUGACCUCCCUUUGCUGAACAAAGAUCAACCUGAGAUUUACCUUGACUUGCGAGUUUCCAAACCAGGGCGCCAUGUUCUUCUCAUCAACUACCUGACACCUGUUAAUAACCGUUCAACCACUACAGUGCAUAUAGAAACGAGGACACAGCGGGGCAGAGAUAAGGGGCGGGCAACCCUGUAUGCUUGCCCUUACACAUCUCUCUGUAGACAGGCAGUGACGGACAGGCAGGGACGCAUUGCUGUGUUCAAGUUUGACAGCAACUUUAUCAAUCCAGUGCUCAAGGGAGAGAACAAUUCCAAUGUGGGCAUCGAAUCGUUGGUGGCAAUCCCAUACGAUCAGUGGUCUCUUGACUACCAACAACCAAAGCCUGCCUGCAUAAGAAAGGAUGGAAAGUGCAUCCAGGCUUUAUUCUUGACACCUCCUGACUCCAAGAAGGUAGAGUUUGAGUACGCCAAUGAACUGCGGUUGGCCAAAGUCCUACCAGGAGUGUAUGACAAUAACACAGGUCUUGUCUACCUCGACCAUAGAGACUCCAUGAUUGAUGUCAGUGGGAAGGUGCCUCACCCUGGGCAGUAUGUGUUUGUUGUACACUAUUACCAGCCAGACCACCCAGAGUUUGACCUGGAAGUGCUGGUGCAUAAUGGUCAGUUCUAUGAAGCUAAACUACCUGUUCAGCACUGCCCCUCCAAUUCUGGGUGCCGCUCAAUUGUUAAGCAGGCUGAUGGCGACUCUUACUUUCAGCUGACAGAGAACUUCGUUUUCACACUGAAGGAGGCAAGUCACAAGGGUGUAUGGCUGGACUAUGUGUUGGUGAUCCCAGCUGAACAGUAUUCUGAAAAUGUACUGUCUGAGGAGCCUGUGGAUAAUACAGGAGCAUUCAUCAAAGAUUGUGGCCAUAAUCACUUCUUCAUGGAUAAUUAUACAGAAGGUUUCUGCAAUGAUGCUGUGUUCUCCCUGACUGCGGACUACAAUAAUGGAGCUUUGCCAUGCCAUUGUGAUUUUGAUGGAUCACUCAGUUUCGAGUGUGAAAAGUUCGGUGGCCAGUGUCCAUGCAAGCCAAAUGUUAUUGGGCGACGUUGUGAAGCCUGUCGUACUGGAUUCUAUGGUUUUCCUGACUGUAAACCAUGUGACUGUCCUUCAACUGCUCUUUGUGAAACUUAUACAGGCGAGUGCAUCUGUCCAGUGCGGGUAACGGGUGAGAAGUGUGAUCAGUGCAUUGCCUACACUUAUGGAUUUGACCCAAUCAUUGGUUGUGAAGAGUGCAACUGUGAACCUUUAGGUGUGGUGCACGGGAACCUGCAGUGUGAUCUUUCCAAUGGCAGCUGCGAAUGCAAACCAAAUGUGGUGGGGAGGACAUGUGACCGCUGUGUGGCAGGACAUCAUAGCUUUCCAUAUUGCCAGCAGUGUGAUUGUGACCUCAGGGGAACCACACUUGACAUUUGUGACCAGUUCACUGCAGAAUGUUACUGCAAGGCUAAUGUGGAGGGACAGGCAUGUGACUUAUGUAAGGAAGGAACAUUCAACAUCCAACUGGAGAACCCUGAUGGUUGCACCAAGUGCUUCUGUUCAGGCAAGACAACACGCUGCUCCAGCUCACAGCUGUACAGGGCCCAGGUGCAGGAUAUGCGAGACUGGAGUCUGGCAGUUGCAGACGUAGAAAAGACGGUGAACAUUGAGAAUCUGAUUACUGAGCCUGAACAACUUGAUUCAGGCCACAGCAUUGGGGUGGACCUGACAUCUGAUGACACACAUCAGAAAGUUGUGUACUUCUCAGCAUCACCAGCGUACCUUGGCAACAAACUGGUAGCAUAUGGAGGAGCUCUCAACUACACCAUCUUCUACACAACUGGACUCUUUGGAGGUGCUUUGAGUCGACCCGAUGUGAUGCUGUACAGUGGUGACCUCUACUUGUUGCACUUUGCGCUGGAGCAGCCAGCUGCCACAACUAGAUAUGCAGCAUCAGUCGACAUUGUGGAGACCAAUUUUGUGCUUCCAACAGGAUUCCCAGCCACUCGAGAACAGCUGAUGCAAGUUCUGCAGAGACUGCAGGCAAUCUACAUCAGAGCCACUUACUGGGAGGGAAGUAUCACUUCGAGAUUGGGGAAUGUGUCUCUGGACAUUGCUCUGGAGGGCUACAACCCGAAUACGAGUAAAGCAAUGGCAGUAGAACAGUGCCAGUGCCCACAGCCAUACAAGGGCCUCUCAUGCGAGGACUGUGCCCCUGGUUACUACCGUUCCCAGACUGGACCAUAUGGAGGAUACUGUGUUCCCUGUCAGUGUAAUGGCCAUUCUGAAACAUGUGAUGAGGUCACUGGAAUUUGCUAUGAUUGCAAGCACAAUACGACUGGGGAUCACUGUGAGCUUUGUACAGUAGGUUACCAUGGAGAUGCCACACAAGGAUCACCCUUUGAUUGCCUCAUUUGUGCAUGUCCUUUACCAAUUCCAUCCAACAACUUUGCCACAAGCUGUGACCUGAGCCGGGAUGGCACACGCAUUAGCUGUGAAUGUCGUCCAGGGUAUUAUGGUGCACGUUGUCAGUCCUGUGCAGCAGGGUUCUAUGGCCGUCCGGAAGUAGCAGGUGACUACUGUCGGCCGUGUGAAUGCUCGGGAAACAUCAACCCAGAUGACCCAGGAUCAUGUGAUUCUGUAACAGGAGAAUGUCUCCGCUGCCUCAAUAACACAUUUGGGAUGGCCUGUAACCUGUGUGCCCCUGGUUACUUCGGUGAUGCUGUCCACCUCAAGGAUUGCCAGACCUGUGACUGCAGCACGUGCGGCACCAGUGAGUGUGACAGCCACACAGGCCAGUGUCGCUGUCGUGACAAUGUUGUUGGGGAGAAGUGUGACCGCUGCCAGGCAGAGCACUAUGGUUUCAAUUCAUGUCAGGGAUGUCGGCCAUGUAACUGUCAGCUUGCAUCAGAGAGUUCACAGUGUGAUGAUUCUACUGGACAGUGUCGUUGCAAGCCAGGAAUUGCAGGUCUCAGAUGUGAACGUUGUCAGUCUGGCUUCUGGAACUAUAGUGCCCAUGGAUGCGUGUCUUGUGGAUGUAACACAGAGUACUCACUUGGGUUUGGGUGCAAUGCAAGCACGGGUCAGUGUGAAUGCCUGCCGGGUGUGAUUGGGGAGAAAUGUGACCACUGUCCCUAUCGCUGGGUUCUUAAGGAGGAUGAAGGUUGCUUUGAGUGUGACAGCUGCAUUCAUGAUCUGCUUGAUGUCACAGACAGGCUUCGAGCUCGUAUUGAUCCUGUAGCUGAUGAGUUUGAGACUAUAGCUGUGGGCUACUUCACACACCAGCGUCUGGUAUACAUCAAUUCAACUGCCAAUGAACUAGCUCCCAAAGUGAAGCUGCUUGACCCUCUCCUAGUGGACCUACGUCCUAUCACGGAGGAACUUGAGAGUCUGGAGCAGGAUGCAAAAAAUUUGAACAGAAAAGCAAACUAUGUGAUGGAAUCUGGCAACCAGAUUCCCCAGGAGGGUGGCUCUGUACAUUUGAGUGCCCUGGAAGUGGAGGAACUGGUGAAGAACACUGUGGUUGGAGCUCUUCAAAUUGUGAGUGAUGUGAGCACCCUCGCUUUCAGUCUUGAAGGUGGUACUAGCCCGCAGAUUGACUCAGCUCUCCAAGAAGCCCAGGAAAUUCUUGAGGAAAUACAACAACAAGACUUCUCUCCUAGGAAAGCAGAGGCUGAGGCAGAGUUGAGAAAAGCAAAUGCUCUUCUAUUGAGGAUGAACAGCUUCUCUCUUCCAGUGCAUAACCAGAGUAAAGCCUUUGAGAAUUUGCGUGCCAAAAUCCAAAACUUUGAUGACAAACUGAGUGAUUUGCGUAACCACACAGAAAAUGCCAUUAGCAAAGCCAGUGAUGCACAGGCACUGAAUAAUGCAAACAACAAUUCCAAGGUCAUGAGUACAGUGGAAAAGGUGAAGAAUCUUCAAGAAGAUGCAAACCAUACCCUGGAGGAUGCUCAAGAACUGCUGAGGAAUGCAUCAGCACUCCUUGGAGAUGCACGAGAAGCAUUUGAUAAUCUUUUCCUGGAAGUACAGCAGGGUCAGGAUUCAAGAGAGAGGCUGAAUGAGACUUUGGAGACAAAUCAGCUGGAGUUGUAUGAAGUUCAUCAGCGGGUACGGAGAGCUGAAGAACAUGCUCUGAAGCUUGAAGCCAAGGCCAAAGAAUUGGAAGAUUUAUUUAAAGAGUCCAACACUUCGUCAGGAAAUGCCGUUGAUGCUGCCAAUGCUUACAGCAACAUCGAGUCAGCCAUCCAGGAAGCCCUGGCAGCUGCACAUGAUGCAGGGAAUGCUGCAGAGAAUGCCACUGAUAUGUCACAUGGUUUAGAUGAUCGCACAGGUGAAUCAGGGGCACGCUCCUCUGAGCUGCUCCAGAAUGCACGGGGAACACUAGACCAAGCCCAGCGUGAACUGAUGCCACAUCUGGAGAAGGCUAGGAACAGCGUUGAGGAGGUGCAGCAAAUGAACCUGAAGAGUGAUGAGGGGGAUAGCCGUAUCAACAGAGCUUUGCAGAGGAUACCAUAUGAGUCCCAAGCACCAGAGGCAAGAGUGGCAAUGGAUCAGUCUGAUGCUGCAGAUCGCAUUUCACAGUCUGCCCUAAACAACAUCCAAGAUAUCUUACAUGACUUGCCUGAACAGGUGGCGGAGGCUCGUAAGCUUCCAAGAGAUGUGGAAGAUACCAGCAAAGUUACAGCACAGGCUAACAACAAUCUGCAGCGAGUGUACAAUGUCAAGCCAGACAUUGAUCAGCUGAUUAAUCAGCUGAGCACCCAGAGGGCUGGUUUGGAUGCUUCAGGCAAUGAUAUCAAAGCACAGAUUGAUGCUCUCAGACAGAAAAUUUCAAUGGCCAGAGAUGUUGCAAACAGGAUCAAAGUGGGAGUGACAUUCUCCCAGAACACGGCACUUGAGCUCCGUAACCCAGAGAGCCUCCCAGAGCUGGCAACUUCCACCAAAGUGUCUCUGUACUUCAAGACUAAUAAACCCAAUGGCUUCCUACUGUACCUUGGCAAUGAGGAGGGUACACAUCGCAAAAUGCGUAGGGUUCGUAGUGAUGACUUCUUGGCAUUGCAGAUUGAGAAUGGUUACCCAAUUCUUACCAUUGAUGUUGGCUCAGGUGCUCAGAAAAUCAUCAGUGAUAAGUUUGUGUCUGAUGAUGUAUGGUAUCAGGCCAUCAUUGAGAGAACAGGGAAGAAAGUUCAGUUGAUCAUACGAGAAGAGGUGGCUGAUGGUCAAGAGAGGAAGCAUGUCAAUGAGAUAGUGCUUCCUGGCACUUCUUCUAUCUUCAAUUUGGAUCAGGAGUUGUCCAAACUUUUUGUUGGAGGAUUCCCAGUUUAUUUUGGAAUGCAACCAGAGAUCAAGUACCAGGCCUUUGAGGGACAAAUAGAGGAGCUGGUUAUAGGUGAAACUCCAGUCUCCCUUUGGAACUUUGUGGAUGCAGAGAACAAUGUUGGUGCCAUUGAGAGAGAUAAGCUUGUGAACUUGCAACCCAGCACAGGAUACCGUUUUGAUGGAAGUGGAUAUGCUAUUGUGAGUAGCAGACCUUACCGAAUGCGUGAGCGUUCUGAUGUUCAGUUGAAAUUUAAGACUACAGCACGAGAUGGACUGCUUUUCCUCGCUGGAAAGGGACACACAUUUUUGUCAGUGGAGCUGCGAGAUGGAAAUGUUGUGUACCAGUAUGACCUUGGACUUGGAUUGCUCCAAAUAACAUCACAGAACACAUACAACGAUGACAGAUGGCACACAGUGGAAGCUGUUAGGGAGAAGGAGAAGGGUGUGCUUAAAAUUGAUGGUGUUCCAGAGUUCCAGGGCAGUGCACCUGAAAGAGCUACACAGCUGCAGGUUUCAGAGCACUUCUAUGUGGGAGGCUAUCCAGGGCAGCUACCAUUCAGACCAGUGACUGGUGUUGGAUUCGAUGGCUGCAUUGAUGGAGUGCAAAUUGAUGGAACACCUGUUGAUUUGAGUCAGAAUGUAGAAGCUUUUGGAGUCACUCCAGGUUGUCCAGUGCAAUUUGCUAGCUCAGUUGCAUUUGAUGCGGCAAGCCCAGGUUACGUACGAUGGCCCAAUGGAUCAGCCGAUAACUUCCUACAGCUCAACCUUAAAUUCAAGACAGCUGCUAGCUCAGGAUUAUUAUUCUAUGGGGCAGACCGGCAUGGAAAUGCAGCAGUGUCUCUGGCACUGAUGGGUGGAGGCUUGGUGAUGCGCAGUCAGGGGGAGGAGCUGGUGACUGGUGCCAACACUCACUAUGACGACAAUCAGUGGCAUGUUGUCACUGCCACACAUGACAGUACUGGACUGCGUCUUGACAUCGAUGACUUUGAUACUGUCAUGACAGACUCGGAACCAGCUCCCCUCCAUUUCCUGUAUGGCAACUACUACUUUGGUGGCUUGCCAAGUGUACAGACUGCAUUCCCUGGCACAGUAGCAACCACAAAUCCAUUCAUUGGCUGCAUUGGGGAUGCUACUGUGAAUGGGGUGUUUAUUAACUUCGCUAAUGCAACUGACAGAAGAGGUGCCAUUUUGGGGAAGUGUCCCUCAGCUGAUAUAAGACCAAGUCGACCUUCAGCACCAACAAUUCCCAAAGAAGAUGAUGUUGCAGUUAUACUGGAGCCAGAGCCAAGUCCACGUGUUCCAGAAGAAUCUCCAGCAACUGUCAGACCUGUGCCAACAAAAGAACCUGACUUUGGCAAACCUGAAGAGGAGACAACACUGUCAACUGCAACUGCACCAACUCCUGCCCCAACGCCAGCUGGGAAAUGCUCCCUGCCAUUGGAGCCAGCCAAUGACACUUCUGUUUCUCCUGCAGAUGGCUACAGGUUUGGAACUGUAGCUGGCAGUCGACAAGAAUAUGGUGCCAACUCAGGUCGUAUUAAAAUGAAAUAUGAGUUCUCUCUUGAAUUCAAAACUUCAGCUGAAGAAGGCAUAUUGUUUUAUGUGGGGGAUGAUCGCCAUAUUGACUUCAUAGCCUUGUACCUGAAGGGUGGCAAGGUGCACUAUGGGUUUAACUGUGGUUCAGGAGCGGCAUUGAUCGUGGGUGAGAAAGCAUAUCAUGAUGGACAGUGGCACUCGGUUGUCUUUAAUCGCACACACACCAAUGGAAACCUGAUCAUUGACAGUGAGGUUGUAGGAGUGAAUUCCUCGAAGGGUGCUACCAAGUCGAUCAAUGUUUUGUCACCAUAUUAUGUUGGUGGAAUAUCACCAAAUAUAUCCAAUGAAGCAAAGUUCAACAUCAAGAAUGUAAAUGGGUCUUUUAUUGGCUGUCUGCGCAAUGUUCAGCUAAAUUCUAAGAAUCUGGGUGACCUGCGGCAUUCAAUAGGAGUCAUCCCAUGUUCUAAUAAGGUGGAGCCUGGAGUGUUCUUCGCACACACAGGAGGUCAAAUUAUAGCACAUCCCAGUUUCCGGGUAGGUGUUGUGAUUGACAUCAAAUUGGAUAUUCGUCCUCGAAAGACUUCUGGAAUUUUACUGUCAGUGCAUGGCCGGCGUGACUUCCUGCUGCUGCAGAUGGUGAAUGGUGUUCUAAAGUUUAGCGUUGACAAUGGCAAAGGUGCCAUUUCAGCAGAGUACACUCCUCCACAUGAGCAUUACUUUUGCGAUGGUCAUUGGCACACCAUUCAAGCUGUGAAGUCAAAGAAUGUGGUCACAUUGUCAGUGGACAAGACAUCUGUGGAACCAGGAAUCGGGAUCCCUGGUUCAUCAUCAACUGACACUCGUGACUCCCUCAUCAUAGGUGACUUCAACCGGACUCUGCAUCAACGUCGUCUUCGUGGACUACAGACAAGAGAGUUCUAUGUUGGUUGUAUUCGCAAUGUCUUUAUCAAUGAAGAAGAACAGAAGCUUGAUGCUUCCCAAGUACGUGGUAAUGUAAUGGUUAGUGUAUGCCCAACCACAUAAAUAUUACCGUAGCAAGGGUUGCCAAGAUAAUCAUCUGUUUCACAUCUGGUGCUUUAUUAUACGGCUUCUUAUCAUACAAAACUAUGAGUUGAUUCCCUUUGGAUAAAGGAUUUAAUGUGUUUAAAGUCAGUUAGACCUCAAAGUCAAGGAGCUGCAGUCUGUAGUUAUAAUGACUGACACUGGGAUUUUUAAAUAAGUUAAGAUGGUAGUUGUCUGAGUUCUGACAUUGUGUGGACUUGUAAGCUAACUGUCUAUGAAAGUACACAAUGUCAUAACACAAGAGAUUAGUUUCCAUCACAGUUGCUGGCUUUUUGGGCUUCAUCCGUCAUCCUUUAUUUUAAAUACUAGGGAACACAGUGUGUCAGUAAUUGGAUAUGUGUCUGUCCUCAGGUGAGAAGGGGACACCUACUCUGUUAGGCCCCUUACAAAGAGCUAACCCAGAUCCAGAGCCCAG
Cryptotermes secundus is the source of this 11486-nucleotide messenger RNA. It is a transcript of the gene LanA, whose product is annotated as laminin subunit alpha. Lineage: Eukaryota; Metazoa; Arthropoda; Insecta; Blattodea; Kalotermitidae. Gene Ontology annotation, biological process: axon guidance; regulation of cell migration; regulation of embryonic development. The coding region runs from base 44 to 11032 and encodes 3662 amino acids. The transcript is spliced from 54 exons. Gene Ontology annotation, cellular component: basement membrane. Gene Ontology annotation, molecular function: signaling receptor binding. The record is from RefSeq and is a predicted model, not a curated record.